UACAUAGGAAGCAAGAAUGAGAGUCACACAAUAAGAUAAGGCUAAAUAUCAAACAGAAAUAUUAUCAAAUAUUCCAUUUUUCAACUUAUCACAAUACAAACACACUUAACAAUUAUUAACUUCAGCUCAUUGUGAGUGAGAUAUGGCAAAAUCUGGAAAUUUGGUAUCCCAAAGAAGCUUAAGCUCAAUAUUCAAUCCAUGUCACACUGCUGCUAAGGUCAAAACCUUCAUGUUGCUCUCUCAGUUUCACACUAACAAUAAUUCUAGUGUUAGUGUAACUAUCACUGCUUCUACCAUAAGAAAGGAUAACUACUCUCCAUUGAUUGGCAAGAACACGAGUAGGGCAACCCGCCGUUUGAUCACAAUAUCACCAGCUGACGGAAAAUAUCAAGGAGAAUGGACAAGUAAUCAUCAUGUAUCUUUGAGAGACCUACAUUUACAGGAUUUGAUUGAAGUUGAAGAAGAUCCACGCAAGAAUGCACAAGUAGUCGUCAAUCUCUCGGUCCAAAAGCAUGCUAGCUUUGGUUUAUCAGUAGAUGCAAGAAUCACCACAUCCUUCACUUCAAAGUGCAGCAACUGUGCUUCCCUAUAUUGCAGACAGAUUGACGCAAAAUUUAACGUAUGGGUUCUUAGGGAUACAACUAGAGAAAAACGUAAGACACCGCUACCUGAAAUUGGAGAUGACCCUUAUGUGAUAUAUACCAGACCAGGAUUCGAAGUUGAACUUGAUUCUAUUGUACACGAUGCAAUCAGGCUAAACUCUGCAAUAAACGACACAUGCUCGGAGUUGUGCGAGAAAUCCGAGGGUACUACUAUAGAAUAUACAGAUACAAUUGGACAAAGUCAGGCUUCUUUUGAUAAACGAUGGUCGAAACUAUUGGAGCUCAAGAAAGCAGUUUUAUGAUUCAUGGCAAUACGAAGAAUUUAGUGUAUAGAAUAAUUGUCAGGUUACAUAUAUAUAGAUUGUGUGCAUAAUAAUUCAAUGAUGAACAAUAUUCUCCGUUUCGAAAUGUAGACCAUUACCAAUGAAUACUUGGAUAAUCUAUUUUCCUUAAAUUUGCAUA
Molecule: messenger RNA, 1064 nt
Organism: Trifolium pratense (red clover)
Lineage: Eukaryota; Viridiplantae; Streptophyta; Magnoliopsida; Fabales; Fabaceae
Product: large ribosomal RNA subunit accumulation protein YCED homolog 2, chloroplastic
Exons: 7
Coding region: 143-904 (253 amino acids)
Source: RefSeq, a predicted model, not a curated record